Dictyostelium discoideum AX4 is the source of this 2064-nucleotide messenger RNA. RefSeq lists its product as hypothetical. Lineage: Eukaryota; Evosea; Eumycetozoa; Dictyosteliales; Dictyosteliaceae. The coding region runs from base 1 to 2064 and encodes 687 amino acids. Gene Ontology annotation, molecular function: zinc ion binding. The record is from RefSeq and is a predicted model, not a curated record. The transcript is spliced from 3 exons.
AUGAAUACUUAUAAAAUUUCAAGUACAGAUAAUUUUAAAUUUAAAUCUUUUUCACCUUCAUCAACCUCUAUAACUACAAUACAAUCAUCACCAACAAUAAUAAAUUCAAAUAUUUCAGAAAAACAAGAAAAACCAAUAAAAACUGAAGAAACAGUUGCAUCAUUAAUAAAAAAACAAUUAAAUAUGAAUAAUAAUAAUAAUAAUAAAAAUAAUAAUAAUAAAAAUAAUAAUGAUGAUAAUAAAAUUAUAACAAUUGAAAAUAAUAAAAUAAAUCCAAUAAAUAAUGAUAUAAAUAAUAAUAAUAAUAAUAAUAAUAAUAAAAAUAAAGAGAUUGAAAAUAAAAAAAUAUUUUAUAAAGGUACAUUAAUACCUGAUAGUAUUAUAUUAGAAGGUGUUUUACAACCACCAGGUUUCGAUUUUUCAAAUAUUAAAGGUAAAGCAAUUCAAAAAUCAAAUAAUUUAUUAUCAUCAAUACCAAAUCCAUCAUUAUCAUUAUCAUCAUUAACAACUACAACUACAACUACUACAACCACUACAACAACUACAACUACAACAACAACUAGAACAACAAAUACAUUAAAUGAUAAUAUUAAUGACGAAAAAGAAUCAAUACCAUUUUUUUCUGGUAAUCCAAAUAUUGAAGUUGUUGAAGGUGUUAUUCAUUUAUUUAUAAAUACAACAAUUGAAAAAAAUUUAACUUCAUCAUUAUGUCAAUUACCAAAUUCUAGAACAAAUUUAAUUUGUAUUGAAUCAAUACCAUCAUAUAUGUCAAUACCAGAUUUAAUUGGAUUUUUUCAUUCAUCAUGUGAUUUUAUAAUUGAUAUGAAAAUUAUUAGAGAUUCAUCACCAAAUAAAUAUAUGGUACUAUUAAGAUUAAAAGAUCAAAUAUCAGCCGAUGAAUUUUAUCAAUUAUUUAAUGGAAAGAAUUUUUCAUCAUUUGAACCAGAAACAUGUUGUUUAUUAUUUAUAUCAAAGGUUGAAUUUCAAGCUAUUUCACCAAAUUAUCAUUUAUUUCAACCAAAACAACAACAACAACAACAACAACAACAACAACAACAACAACAACAACAACAACAACAACAACAACAACAACAACAACAACAACAACAACAACAACAACAAAUUCAAACACCAAUUAAUUCAAUUGAAUUACCAAAUUGUCCAGUUUGUUUAGAUAGAUUAGAUUCAAAUUCAUCUGGUAUAGUUACAGUUUUAUGUCAUCAUUCAUUUCAUUGUGAUUGUUUAAGUAAAUGGAAAGGUGAUAAUACUUGUCCAGUUUGUAGAUAUGUUCAAGUACCAAUUGUAGAGUCAAAAAGUGUUUGUUCAACUUGUCAAUCGACUGAAUCAUUAUGGAUUUGUAUUAUUUGUGGUCAAGUUGGUUGUUCACGUUAUGUAAAUAGUCAUGCAAAUCAACAUUACCAAGAAACAAUGCAUACAUUUGCAUUGGAACUAGAGACACAACGUGUUUGGGAUUAUGCUGGUGAUGGUUAUGUUCAUCGUUUAAUUCAAAAUAGAACCGAUGGUAAAGUUAUGGAAUUUCCAAAUCCUCAUCAAAGUUCUGACACUCGUGAUGGUUCUCAUUUAAAAGAGGAGAAAAUCGAAUCAAUCGUAAUGGAAUAUAAUUUCCUUCUCACUAGUCAAUUGGAACAACAACGUGCUUACUUUGAACAACUAAUUAAUAAAAUUGAAAAAGAACAUUCCUAUCGUAUCAAUCAAUUAAAAGAAGAUAUCGAAAAAAAUAAUUCAAAAUGGCAAUUAAAACUAUUGAAACAAAAACAAAAAGGUGAUGAUGGUGGUAAAGAAACUACAUUUUUAAAACAAAUUAAUUCUGCUUUAAAAGAAAAUCAAGAGAAAUUUAAACAAACUGAGGAAGAAAAAGAUAAAACCAUUGAAAAUUUAUCUGAAGAAUUAAGAGAUCUUAGAUUCUUUAUUGAAGCUCAAAAAACUUUAUCUGAAAAUCAUGAAAUGAAAGAUGCAACUAUAGUUUUACCACCACCUCCAACAAUUUCACCAACAAAUCAACCAAAUAAUAAUUUAAAUAAAAAAUUUAAAAAAAAGAAAUAA